Molecule: messenger RNA, 1091 nt
Organism: Bipolaris maydis ATCC 48331
Lineage: Eukaryota; Fungi; Ascomycota; Dothideomycetes; Pleosporales; Pleosporaceae
Product: ribosome recycling factor domain-containing protein
Biological process (GO): translation
Cellular component (GO): mitochondrion
Molecular function (GO): ribosomal large subunit binding
Source: RefSeq, a predicted model, not a curated record
AACCAUCCCACCACUGUCAAAACCGCAUCACCAUGUCACAACUUACCAUUUCACGCGUAGUCCUCCGGUAUAGCUUACAUGGCGCCCCUCGCACAUCACUGAGGCUCAUUGAGGCGCCAGGCCGUAUUCUGCCUGCUCUCCGCUUCACAACACCACAAUGCUCUUCGCACGCCGUCCGUGGGUUUUCCUCAAAUCCGCAGCUGCAAAAAAAGGCGGGUAAAGCGAAUAGGUCGCACGCCCGAACCGACUCGAACCCACCAGUGAACAGAGGUGCUCCGCCAACACCCACCGAUGAAGCCUACGACGUCUCUGGGCUGGAGUCGCAGAUACUCAAGGCAAUUGAGAAGCUCACGCAUGAGCUGAGUCAGCUACGCAGCGGAGGAAAGCUCAACCCGGAUAUCAUAGAGAGCUUGAAGGUGCAAUUGGGCACGGCUGGACAUGGCAAAGAGACUGUCAGGUUGGGAGAUAUUGCCCAAGUCGUUCCAAGAGGAAGAGUACUGAAUGUAAUCUGCGGAGAGGAAGGGCAUAUCAAGCCCAUAACCACCGCCAUUGCCGCGUCACCGCACUCUCUUACACCUCUCGCCCCCGAACCCUCCAACCCUCUGACUAUCCAGGUCCCUCUGCCGCCGCCGACUGGAGAAUCACGUCGUGCAGCGGUUGAGUCGGCUGUCAAGGCUGCCGAGCGUGCCGACAAGCUCAUACAACAGGCCCGACAGGAACACAACAAAAAGCUCCGAAAGUACGACGUCAACCGCGAAGUGCUCCCGGAUGAUCUCCAAAAGGCCAAGAAGUUAAUGGAAGACGUGGUUAAGAAGGGCCAUGUUGAGGUUAAACGCAUCAGUGACGGUGCCAAGAGGGUCCUUGAAAGCCAAUAGCGGUACACAGGCUGUAUAUACUGUAUACGCAUCCGAUGCUCCGAAUUCUGACAUGAUGUAUUGAAAUGUCUAGGGAUUGCCCUUUGCGUUACCCGGUUCCAUCUUUGACCCGACGGCUUGACUGUUUAUCAUGCGCCAUGGCUUACCUCAUAGCCGGACACGGCAUAGGGCCUUCACCUCGUUUACCUAUAUUAUUGCGUCAAGAACAUGCUUACA